GUAUGGAACAAAGUGGUGUGGAAGGGAGGUGAGGGAGGUGAGGGUAGGUGUAUAACAUCUAUGUGCAGCCAACACCCCAGGAAGAACCUCCAGGUAGCUGUCAUGGCUCUGCAGUUCUACGGUGACCUGAACUCCCAGCCCUGCCGUUCCGUCUACAUCUUCCUCAAGAAGAACAACAUUCCAUUCGAGUACAAAGAGGUGCGGCUGUUCAUGGGAGAGCAGCACUCUGAGCAAUUCCAGAAACUUAACCCCCUGAAAAAGGUGCCGGUGAUAAAGGAUGGGGACUUUGUGCUGACUGAGAGUGUGUCCAUCCUGAAGUACCUGGCCAGCAAAUACCAGACGCCUGACCACUGGUACCCGGGAGACCUGCAGCAACGAGCGCUGGUGAAUGAGUACCUCGACUGGCAGCACAGCGGCUUACGGCCCCAGGCCUCACGGGUCUUCCUGCUCAAGGGGAUGGUGCCAUUCAUCAGUGGGAGCCCGGGGCAGGCGCCCGGGACGAAGGAAGCUGUGGAUGAGCUGACCCAAAGCGUGAAGAAGUUUGAGCAGAAGUUCCUGCAGGACAAACCCUACGUGGCCGGAGCAGACAUCUCCCUGGCGGAUCUGGUUGCCAUUGUUGAGCUGAUGCAGCCCCUGGGUGGCCGGCACGACCCGCUGGAUGGCAGCGCCGCACUCAACGCUUGGCGAGAGCGGGUGAAGAAGGCAAUUGGCAAAGAGCUGUUUGAUGAGGUUCACGGCCCUGUGUUAAACAUACAGCAGAGUUUGGAAUCGAUCUCGCAGAAGCAGCCCGAGCUGCUGGAAGCCAUGAAGAAGAUGCUCCUCAAGGGGGGAAAGUAACGGGCGGGUCUGCAGACCCAGUGAGGACACACACACAACCACACACCUGCCUGUACACACACCCACACACCUGCCUGUACACACACCCACACACCUGCCUGUACACACCCACACCUGUCUACACACAGCCCCACACACCUGUCCUGGCAUUGAGGAGUACAGCACAGGUAGAGGCCCUUUGGCCCACAGUGUCUGUGCAACCAUGAUGCCACGUUUAACUGUAUAACAGGCAGCAUGAGGACCCGAUCCCCCAGUUCUUUGCUCGUCCCCAUAUGGAUUUUAUUGCUCUGUAUUUGUUUUGUCCAUUACAUUGCCCCUCUGUGUCAUUUCUCUCUGAAACAUUAGCAAUAAAUGUUUCUACCAAUCA
Messenger RNA from Leucoraja erinaceus (little skate), 1204 nucleotides. RefSeq names its product glutathione S-transferase theta-1-like. Gene Ontology annotation, biological process: glutathione metabolic process. The coding region runs from base 61 to 837 and encodes 258 amino acids. Gene Ontology annotation, molecular function: glutathione transferase activity. The transcript has 5 exons. NCBI's taxonomy places the organism in Eukaryota, Metazoa, Chordata, Chondrichthyes, Rajiformes, Rajidae. The record is from RefSeq and is a predicted model, not a curated record. Gene Ontology annotation, cellular component: cytoplasm.